Molecule: messenger RNA, 2015 nt
Organism: Archocentrus centrarchus (flier cichlid)
Lineage: Eukaryota; Metazoa; Chordata; Actinopteri; Cichliformes; Cichlidae
Gene: mims1b
Product: family with sequence similarity 210 member Ab
Exons: 4
Coding region: 188-1036 (282 amino acids)
Cellular component (GO): mitochondrion
Source: RefSeq, a predicted model, not a curated record
ACCCGAACUUCAUUUCCCGUCGGUCUUUGCGCGGUGAGGGUUACAUGCUGCUCUCCACGCAGUCCGAGCUGCUGCAACGGUAAAUGUGGUUCUUGAACGACACGUAGCCCGGGCCCACCGGACUGAGGAGUGCAACCCUUAAAUUCCAGUUCUGUGGUUGAACAUCACAGCAGCGUAAAGGAGGAGGAUGAUCAUGCAGCGCAUCCUUGCUCAUGGGACGCUUCGGCGGGUGGCAGCGGUGCGCCCACUGCUACUGGGCAUCACCAUCCCCGAGCCCCCAGUAGUACUUUGUUGCUGCGCCCUCCGUCUGCCAUCGCCUGCAGGCCAGCGCUGGUUCUCCACAUCGGCCAUCAGCAGAGCAGCACAUCAACCAAAACACCAGCCGACACAGGAGCCGCCGCAGUCUGACACCGCAACACCUCAGUCACAGGACACCCAGAAAGAGAAAGCAGCACCUGAUCCUGCAGAGGUGGACCCCCUUCAGGACAAGUCCAUCGGCCUUUUCCAGAGGUUUAAAAAGACCUUCAAACAGUAUGGGAAAGUGAUGAUCCCUGUGCACCUGGUGACUUCCUCUGUUUGGUUUGGAACCUUUUAUUAUGCUGCUAUGAAAGGUGUGAAUGUAGUGCCAUUCCUGGAGAUGAUUGGUCUGCCAGAGUCACUAGUGGGCCUUUUAAGAGACUCAUCAAGUGGGUAUGCGCUGACUGCGUAUGCCAUGUACAAGAUUGCAACCCCUGCUAGAUACACUGUGACUCUUGGAGGCACGUCACUGUCUGUUCAGUAUCUCCGCAAGCAUGGUUACUUGUCCACACCACCACCAGUUAAAGAAUACUUCCAGGACAAGAUGGAGGAGACGAAGGAGAAACUGACAGAAAAGAUGGAGGAGACAAAGGAGAGAUUUUCAGAGAAAAUCGAGGAAACAAAAGAGCGCUUCAGUGAGAAAAUGGAAGAGACGAAGGACAAGCUGUCUGAGAAACUGCAGGAAACCAAAGACAGAGUCUCUGAGGGAAAAGCAUUUUUUAGGAAGAAAAGCGAUUAGAGAAUCACCUCUACAGGUGGUGUCUGAGUGUUCUGAUCUCCACAUCAUGUAACGAGCAAAUUGGAAAUCAAAUGACAGAUGGUACCUCUGAGACUGUAUAGAAGGAGGAGAGAGAUGUUGCACUAUCCCUGUCCUGAAAACCUCCUCACACAUCUCAGUUAUGUUGUCUAUUUAAGUGUCAAAUUGAGUCGGUCUGAACCCUGCCACGGUGCACUGAAAGUGUAGACUAGACAGCAGCUUAGUGAACUGCUGGCAGCGCUACAUUCUGACUCUGUCUUCUCAGACUGGAUUUGCACACGCUCAAGUAAUCUGCACUGUGUUGGCUGUAAGUGGGUUGUUUAAAGAGAAGCACUGUUCUUGUUUCUCUCGUCACACCCAUACAUGCACAAAGGGGGAAAGAGGUCUGGGCUUCAGAGAUAUGAAAAAUGUGCCCAUGUAAAAACAGCACUUAUGGGAGAGGGUGGAACUAAUCAUUCUAGCUGUUAGGGAAUAAAACUUGAAGCUCAUGGUUACCUGUGUGUACUAGUCCACUAAAGCCUUUCUCAAGGCUCAGUAUCACCUUGUGUCUUUUCUAAUGUAAUGAGAAAGAAAUGAAGGUUUUCUAAUGUAUUUUUAUCUGAUAGCCAAAGCUAAUGUGUGACAUUAUUUCAGUGUCUGUACCACUUAAUGUACCGCAGUGUUCUAGCCGGUGAAAUUCUCAGCCCGGGUCGCUGUUACCGCAAUUAGCGAGCGGUCGUCCGAUUCCACCGGGCUGUGAGUUUUUUCUGGCUAGAUCGCUGUACCAACUGAAAGUUGUGCUGUUAGGACAGUAGUGUGUAAACAUGCAAGUUUGUACAUCAUGUAUGAGCUGCGCGCACACACCUGUGUAAUACAUUGUUUUUGGUGUGACAGAACCUUCAUUACUCUGAUAAAAAGACAAAUAGCUUUUGUGAGGAAAUCACACAGAUGUCUGGUGUAAAUUACAACUGAAUAAAAGUGA